Messenger RNA from Ilex paraguariensis (yerba mate), 1270 nucleotides. The record is from the annotation of a GenBank genome assembly. Lineage: Eukaryota; Viridiplantae; Streptophyta; Magnoliopsida; Aquifoliales; Aquifoliaceae.
AACAACAUUUCGUUUAUAGAACACUACUAAGCAGUUGAGCUAUUUUCUCGUUUCUGUUUGUCUGGAUUUUUCUGAGAGAAAAUUCUGAUAGAGAGAAAAAUGGGUACACUCAGAUUACCAGAUGUUGUUCCUCCUCCAACCGAAGACUGUGGAAGACUCAAAAAAGCCUUCCAGGGAUGGGGAACGGAUGAGGCAGCGAUAAUAUCGGUGUUGGGGCACAGGAAUGAAAGCCAAAGGAGGAAGAUUAGAGAGACAUAUCAGCAGCUUUACAAUGAGUCCCUCAUUGAUAGUCUCCAGUCCGAACUGUCUGGUGAUUUCAGGAAAUCGGUGAUUUUGUGGACAUAUGAUCCUCCUGAAAGGGACGCGAGGCUGGCGAAUGAGGCCUUGAAGUCGAGGAACAAAGGCAUAAACCAACUACAAGUAAUAGUUGAGAUAGCAUGUGCAUCCUCGCCUCACCAUCUGGUGGCAGUGAGGCAUGCCUACUGUUCUCUGUAUGAUUGUUCACUCGAAGAAGACAUCACUUCAAAUGUCUCCUUACCACUCCAAAAGAUUCUAGUGGGUUUAGUGCGUUCUUAUAGAUAUGAUAGAGAAGUGGUGGAUUUGGACGUGGCAAAUUUAGAGGCAGCUAAGCUACAUGAAGCCAUUAAAGCAAAACAAUUAGAUCAUGAUGAUAUUGUGUGGAUACUUGGCACUAGGAAUGCUUUCCAACUAAAAGGAACUUUCCAAUGCUAUAAGCAGAGCUAUGGAAAUCCCAUUCAUGAGGACAUCAUGCGCUGUGGCAAAGGCAUUCUGGAAUCUAUUUUGAAAGUGGUUGUUUGGUGUCUAGAUACCCCAGAAAAGCACUUUGCUGAGGUUAUUAGAGCUUCAAUUGUUGGGCUUGGGACCGACGAAGAUUCACUAACCAGAGCCAUUGUAACUCGAGCUGAAAUUGAUAUGAUGAAAAUUAGAGGAGAGUAUUUUAACAUGAACAAAACUAGCCUUGAUAAUGCAGUUAUCGACGACACUUCUGGAGACUACAAGGACUUCCUCAUGACCUUGCUUGGAGCAAAACUCUGAUUCUGUUGUUGUCUAGGCCGUUCUCCUUCAUUAUGUCUACAAGGACUUCCUCAUGACCUUGCUUGGAGCAAAACUCUGAUUCUGUUGUUGUCUAGGCCGUUCUCCUUCAUUACAUUUUGUAUGAUCGAUCGACUUUGUUUGCAUUUGUUGCGUUUUGGAAAUAAAAAGUUGGUGGUGGUAUGCUGCUAGAAAAUUUAAUAGUUUGAAGACAAAU